This is a messenger RNA of Culex quinquefasciatus (southern house mosquito), 1257 nucleotides long. It is a transcript of the gene PIG-K, whose product is annotated as putative GPI-anchor transamidase. The transcript is spliced from 4 exons. Gene Ontology annotation, cellular component: GPI-anchor transamidase complex. The record is from RefSeq and is a predicted model, not a curated record. Gene Ontology annotation, molecular function: GPI-anchor transamidase activity. Gene Ontology annotation, biological process: protein localization to cell surface; proteolysis; attachment of GPI anchor to protein. Bases 87 to 1148 code for a protein of 353 amino acids. NCBI's taxonomy places the organism in Eukaryota, Metazoa, Arthropoda, Insecta, Diptera, Culicidae.
GGUCCCAGUUUGAAGUUUUCGAGGCCUCGACUGUUUCCAGAGAUUUCAAAACAGAAUCUGCUUCGACAUCGGAAACCGGCACCAAAAUGCACAAAUUUUACAAGUUUUCCCCCGGAAUCGGCAUUUAUUUAACGGUUCUAGUGUGUCUAAUUAGCAGGACCAGUUUGGCAAAUGAAAUCGAGCUCCCGAAGAAUUUCGUCGCCAGCUCUUCCCACACGAACAACUGGGCCGUCCUGGUGGACACUUCACGCUUCUGGUUCAACUAUCGGCAUAUUGCGAACGUGCUGUCGGUUUACCGUUCCGUGAAGCGGCUUGGAAUACCGGACAGCCAGAUUCUGCUGAUGGUGGCCGACGACAUGGCGUGCAAUCCGAGGAAUCCGAGACCGGCCACGGUGUUUAAUAAUGCCAAUCAGCACAUAAACGUGUACGGAGCGGACGUGGAGGUCGAUUACCGGGGGUACGAGGUCACGGUGGAGAACUUUGUCCGGCUGCUGACGGGAAGGAAUGAGAAUGGGACUGCCCGGUCGAAGAGGUUGCUGUCGGAUGCGGGGAGUAACGUACUGAUCUACCUGACGGGGCAUGGUGGCGAUGGGUUUUUGAAGUUCCAGGACUCGGAGGAGAUUACGAACCAGGAGUUGGCGGAUGCGAUUGAACAGAUGUGGCAGAAGCAGCGGUACAACGAGUUGUUCUUCAUGAUUGAUACAUGCCAGGCGGCGUCGAUGUAUGAGAAGUUUUACUCGCCGAACAUUCUGGCGGUGGCCAGUAGUUUGGUGGGGGAGGAUUCGCUUUCGCAUCACGUGGAUCCGGCCAUCGGGGUGUACAUUAUCGAUCGGUACACGUACUACGCGCUGGAGUUUCUGGAGAAGGUCGAGGUCAACAGCAAGAAAACAAUGGGAGAGUUUCUCUCAGUUUGCCCCAAGCGCGUCUGCAUCUCAACGGUCGGCGUUCGGAAGGACUUGUACCCGAAAGACCCCCACAAGGUUCCCAUCACGGACUUUUUUGGCUCGAUCCGCCCUACGGAGAUUUCCUCGAGCGUUGUGAACGUUACCCUUUCCACCAUUCCAGAGGAGCAUUUCACGCCGGAACCGAUCAGCAAACCAAAUCCGGCCCUAUUUUACGAGCAGUUUCCGAGCAAACUGUUUGACUGAUUUCUUCACCCACAUUCACAUUCUAGUCUCAGUAUUCGCGUAACACGAGGAGGUAAGUGCGAUUUUUCGUUUUCAACUGAAUAAAACCAAAGCCAUUGCUCACUGUGAA